AUGGAAUCCCAAUUCAGAAACGCAGAAAUCACAACUGACCAAACCAAAUAUGAUCAUGUAGUCGGCAGUCUUGACAGCGCUACUUUAAGAUAUAUCGCGGACAUUGUUCGUGCUCCCCCUGUUGUAGAAAAAUACGAAGCAGUUAAGAAGCCAUUAAUUCAAGACUUUGCAGACUCCGAAAAUCGAAAACUGCGGCGACUAGUUCAGAAGUGCCAGUUAGAUAAUAGUAAGCCAACACAUUUGUUGCGCACCAUGCGAGAUUUAGCCAGCGGCGCCAUGAAUGAUGGAGCAAUUAAACAAUUGUGGCUGGAUCGUUUGCCAGAAGCAGUGCGAGCAGUCGUUUCAAUUUCGGAGGCUGACUUGGACAAAUGUGCGCAACAGGCAGAUCUGAUGUUGGAAAUGGGAAACUACAAUUCUGUAGCUGUUAUCAACACAUCUGCACAGAAUAAUGAUCACAUCAUGAAAGCCAUAGACGCCUUGAGUAAGCAGAUUGCGGAGAUAAAAACUGCACAAAGACGAAGCAGAACAAGAUCUCAAACUCCAGAUCGCAAGCGACGUCAUUCAACCCGUACUGAUUCACAAGUAAAACGUUAUCCUAUGUGUUACUAUCACUAUCGUUUCGGUGUGGAAACAAAAAAAUGUUCCCUGCCGUGUAGUUUCAAUCAACAGGGAAACCAAUAA
This is a messenger RNA of Teleopsis dalmanni, 681 nucleotides long. RefSeq lists its product as uncharacterized. The transcript has a single exon. Lineage: Eukaryota; Metazoa; Arthropoda; Insecta; Diptera; Diopsidae. Bases 1 to 681 code for a protein of 226 amino acids. The record is from RefSeq and is a predicted model, not a curated record.